CGGCAGCUUUAAAUUCUGGCCCCGGGGCUGGCAUUGAAGUUUUGAGAGUUAGUUGGAACGAUUCUGUUUAUUCACCGUAAUACUUAGCAUCCUUUGGUGUUUUCUCCUGUCUUCCUGCUUUUGGAUGAACUGAAUAAUGACGACAAAGCAGCUGGCUGAGCAGCUUGGCUUAAUAAGAAAACGCUCAUCAGUUUCUGCUAAAGGCAACAAGAAACCUAAAUUGAAUCAGUAUUUCUCAUACCUAAUUAUUAUUGAUUUUGAGUCCACCUGCUGGAAAAAUGGCAAGUCUCAUUAUCGUCCCGAAAUAAUUGAAUUUCCUGCAGUAUUGCUCAACACUUCCAGUGGAGAGAUUGAGGUUGAGUUUCACACGUACGUUCAACCUCAGGAGCAUCCAAUCCUGUCAGAGUUCUGUACAGAAUUAACUGGAAUUAAGCAGUGUCGGGUUGAAGCUGGAGUUCCCCUACCAAUAUGCCUAUCACAGUUUUCCCGUUGGAUUCAGAAACUGCAGCAGGAGAAGAAUAUUGAUUUUGUGAAGGGGGGAUCUCAGCAGUGCACUCCUGACUCAAAACCCUGCACCUUCGUAACUUGGUCAGAUUGGGAUCUGGGAGUGUGCCUGCACUAUGAAUGUAAAAGGAAACAACUCAGAAAACCAAGUGUUUUGAACAGCUGGAUUGAUCUCCGAGCAGCUUACAAGUUGUUCUAUAACCGGAAGCCAAAAGGUUUAAACGGAGCUUUGCAAGACCUGGGCAUUGUCUUUUCAGGGCGUGAACACUCUGGCUUGGAUGAUGCCCGCAACACUGCUCGUCUUGCUUGGCAAAUGAUCUGUGAUGGCUGUACCAUGAAAAUCACCAAAUCGUUGGACAGGGUUGCUCCCAUGAGAAAUUUAAUCGCAAGAUUACCAACUGUAAACCCUGUUCCAGGUGGCAAAACCUCACAAGCAACUCCCUUUUGUGAAGACCCAGGCAACGGGCGUGGAGCUAGCUUGUUUUCUGAAAAUGAUUCUCUUAACAAAAGAACGGCUGAAAUCAAGCAGGUGGACGCACACCAUGAACGUAAAGUCACAGCUAAUCAACAUAAACCAGUUUUGCCAACUUUGAUUAAAACUGGUCGGCAACACAUGGGGACCAUUGAUUGUGGAAAUGGCAACAAUGGAAAUGCUCAUUAUCAGAGUUUAAUAUCCCCCAGGACUCUAAUCAAUGGACUUUCUACUUCUAUUGAUCAUAGUAAAGCACAGAAACCUCAAGUUGAUGCUAAUAAUAUUGCCGUGAGUGCUGAAGAAACUAAGCCCAAUAGGAGUGUAUGCCAUCUGUUGCUUGUAUCUACCACUAUUGACUCAGUCACCAGUACCUCUAACCUGAAUGUUAUCUGCUCAGAGUCUGACGGCCCCUGGGAAUAUUGGGAAGAUUCUGCCAUGUUACCUCUGUCAGGUAAUGAUCAAUCAAAAGGGUAUAGAGACCAAGAAGAAGACUGUAAAGAAUCAGGUUUGGUUGAAGGGGAGUACAUAACAGAAGACUCUUCAGUUCUAGAUUCACCACAAAGCAGGAAGGAUUACGCACUGACAGAAGCCAAAAAGCAUCAGGAAGAGGUACAUAGGAACCUUCAAACAAUAUAUAAUGUAGCUGAAGUUAUGAGGCAAGCGAAAGAUCAACCCAGCUUUAAAGUACCCAAGGUGACGGUUCCCAAUGUCCAGUCUAGCUGUUUCAAUGUAGGCACUGAGUCCUUAGCACCUUCUGUUCUGCCCUUUCGAUCAAAUAACCAUUUACCUGUUGGUAUUAAAAGAAAAGAAAUGCAGUCAAGUCCCUUCAAACUACCCAUUUCUAAGAAGCAGUCAUUCACUAUAUAUUCAGACAAAAACUCAUCACCUAAUUGUUCCCUACCCUCAGUCGUUAAAACAGAUUCAAGAGUUAUUCCUUCAGCAAACCAGUCAAACCCAGCACAGUGUAAAUUAAUUGGUAAAAAAAUUACCCCUCCGCUGUGUGGAUGUGGUUGCAGAGCUAAGCGACUUACUGUGUCAAAAGCAGGACCAAACCAAGGGAAAGCUUUCUACUCCUGUGCAAUGGGGAAAAGAAAUCUGGACAAUAGCAGGGGCUGUGGGUACUUUAAGUGGGAAUGGGCAUUGAAGCAAGAGAAAGCUGCUUCAGUUUCAUUUGCAAAUAAUUUUAGUGCAGCUUCAUCUGGAGCCUUUCCUUCUUCCCAAAGGAAACACCUAGGCCUCCGAUUUUCUUUCCGGAAUUGACAGCGAGUCUGGAUUGAUUUGUAUUUAAUGUAGUUUAUGAAGCAACAAAUUAUCCAGUACUUCAGAGAAGUUAAAGUAGAAUAGUGUGCUAUAAUAUUUUUGAAGAGCACUUAACUUUCUUGAUUAGGCUUCUUUUCCUUCUGUAUACAAGUUUUAAGUAUUUAUGUACAGGACCUUGUGGAAGGUUUCCAUCCGGCUUCUUUUGGAUGUAGUUUUGGAUCUAGUGCUAAGAUUUAUUCCAUGAGCACUAUUUUUGCAUUGAUCUGCAUAAAUGAGGAAAAGGUAAUUGGUCUGGGGUGGGAUGGAAAUUCCGAUUGGGCCCAGCGCUCUCCUGGCUAACAUGUUUAUACUGUUAGUGUGUGUCAAUGUCGUCUCCUCACUUACUUUACUCUUCACACAUUUUCAACAACUUUUAGCAUCUUACUACUCUACAACUAAAGAUAUUACUGAAAAGUUAGUUUCAAUCAUGAAUCACUGGCGAUUUUUUUUUAAAGUCAACAGUAUAUGGUGAGGCAUCAUUGUAAACAUUUUUGAAAUUCUGUUUUGUGUUUUAUCGGUUGAAUAAUGUUCUAAUGGGGAAGUGACUUUGGAAAUCAAAAUGCUUGUGCAAACACAUUGUGGCUUAUUACUUCCAACCUGAUGACCAAG
This is a messenger RNA of Mobula hypostoma (lesser devil ray), 2884 nucleotides long. RefSeq names its product ERI1 exoribonuclease family member 2 (gene eri2). Gene Ontology annotation, molecular function: zinc ion binding; nucleic acid binding; 3'-5'-RNA exonuclease activity. Bases 137 to 2236 code for a protein of 699 amino acids. Lineage: Eukaryota; Metazoa; Chordata; Chondrichthyes; Myliobatiformes; Myliobatidae. The transcript is spliced from 9 exons. The record is from RefSeq and is a predicted model, not a curated record.